GAGCGGCGACGCCGUUGCUGGCUUUCACUUUUUCUUGGCGAUACUUUUCGAUGAGUAUUUCGAAGUCUUUCCACGCGAGAGUCCACGCGCAAUUUCCCGGAGGUGUCAUUUAUCUAGGCACGUGUGUAAAGAAUACAAUACGAUUCCGGAUGGACGAAGCUUGACACUAUCCGAGACUAAUAUGCCAAGAGAGAUUUAUACGGCGACGACAUCACCGUACGACAUCACGUCACCUUUUAGUUUGCCACUUCAGUCCGUCUUGAUCGCGCAAGAUAUCGCCGAGGAAAUGGAACGGAAAAUAAUAAUGACACGGAGCGUCGAAAACAUUUUAUUAAUUUUUUGCCUUCUCGUCGCGUUAAUUAUCGUCGUGACGGCAUAUGAUCCGGACGAUAAAUCCCUGAAAGAUAUUCUCUUGCCGGAGGGUCAAUUCGAGGCGUUUUAUCUAAAAGAUACGCAGGAUGAGGAGCAAAACGCCGUGAGACCGCCCCAUCUUCACGGAUCCUUUCAUCAGUAUCGAAAUCCUGCGCUGGUCGAUGCACCGAAUAGCGCGGCUUAUGGAUUUCGUUUCGAUGGAAAACGCCGCUUCAAUUUCAGUUGAAUUUUUGUCAAUAAUUGAAUGCAAUUAGAAAUAUUUAUUAAUGCUUUCAUCAAGGAUUGCGAUUAAAAUGUUAUCGAUUAAAAUGCAAAGUUAGGAAUAUAUUAGGAGAGAAGUUUCGCGGUCGUAGCGGUUAGCAAUCGUUUAUUAGCAUCAUUUUGUGCAGUCGUGCGUAUAAUUCGAAAGUGUGAAUUCUAAGAUUAAUUCUAAUUUUAGAUUCACACAAGAGAUGUACAUUUAUAUAUAAUAAUUUUUUUUAGAAACAGGUAUUGUAAACGCGUUCAUACAAAAAGUAAAGAUGGAUAUAAUAAUUAAUGUAUUUUCGAGUAAAUAGUUUAGGAUUUCUGCGAGAAUAAAGAAUAUAUUUCGAAUUA
Messenger RNA from Cataglyphis hispanica, 969 nucleotides. RefSeq lists its product as uncharacterized. Bases 182 to 598 code for a protein of 138 amino acids. The transcript has 3 exons. The record is from RefSeq and is a predicted model, not a curated record. NCBI's taxonomy places the organism in Eukaryota, Metazoa, Arthropoda, Insecta, Hymenoptera, Formicidae.